Neltuma alba is the source of this 627-nucleotide messenger RNA. RefSeq lists its product as uncharacterized. The transcript is spliced from 2 exons. NCBI's taxonomy places the organism in Eukaryota, Viridiplantae, Streptophyta, Magnoliopsida, Fabales, Fabaceae. The coding region runs from base 1 to 627 and encodes 208 amino acids. The record is from RefSeq and is a predicted model, not a curated record.
AUGAGUGCGAGAGAGAACGAAAACCCUCUGCCGGCACCGACGUCGGAGGAGCAUGAUGCUUUAGAUAGGAGUCACAAGAAAGUGAGGGCUAGAGAGACUAUAUUCUCGCUGGAGCAACGAUUGGUUCCUAGGGUUGAAGAGUGGAUGACAGAUGAUAAUCAAGCAAGAGCUACUGAAUCGGAUAAGGGCAAAACUCCAUCAACAGCUAGCACGACAUGGAAAUCUUUCAAGGAGGCAGUCACGAAGGAAAUAACGAUGGAGGAGGAAGAAGAGGAUUGGUGGAGUAAUGACCGCUGGAAGGAGCGAAUCUCGGUUUCUAUGACGGUGAACAGACCUAACGGUGACAUUGACUCAAUAGAUGUGGGGUCUGGUUUCUUUGCAGUGAAAUUUUCUAAUGCUUCUGAUUAUGAAUUGGCGUUAACCGGAGGGUUGUGGUUAUUGUUUGAUCACUAUAUCGCAGUUCAACCUUGGAAACUAGAUUUUGAUCCAGAUGAGGAACAAGUUUCAAAGAUUGCGGCUUGGAUUUGUAUUCCCAAGCUGGCCCUAGACUACUACGACAGAGGCAUCCUCCACGUACUGGGCAACCAAGUGGGAAAAGUAUUAAAAGUUGACACGGCAACUCAUUAA